This is a messenger RNA of Peniophora sp. CBMAI 1063, 1812 nucleotides long. The record is from the annotation of a GenBank genome assembly. Lineage: Eukaryota; Fungi; Basidiomycota; Agaricomycetes; Russulales; Peniophoraceae.
AUGCACGCACAGAACUAUGUACUCAACCUGGGCUCUAUCCCCAUCCCGCGCACCUUCUCUUUCUUCCGCCCCGGCUCGGGCUCGGUGCCCUCCGUCCCCGAACAAGCGACAUCCGCCAAAUCAUCCGUUCCGCGCUCGUUGGCUCGCACGCCCAGCUCGAGCGCCAGCACAAGCGCAAAGAAGGAAAACCGCCCGCUAGUGCCACCGGCGUCGGGGAAAAUCAAGCGCGAGUUCAGCUCGAUUAGUCGCCCCCGCAUACACCUUUACGAACCGAGUGUCAUAUCAAGCUCGGCUUCGAAGACACCGGGCGGCUCUCCCAUUGACUCUGACGAUGCGAGCGUGUACUCUUUCGUACCCGGAGAGGAGAACGGGCGUGGGGACGGCUGGGCCGACCCUGAGCUUGCGCUGAGGGACCCGAGGGCAAUUGUGCCGGUGGACCUCAACGAGCAACAAAACCAGUUCUUCAACGUACCCCUUCCAUCCGGCUCGGCGAGCUCGACGGAUAGCGAUGAACAACACCAUCACGGGGUUACCUCGCCUUCAAUGGCUGUUCCCGGCGCCUACCCAUUCACUCCUCCCGCUGGCUACGGACAACAGCCCGUCAUCUCCUUCCGCGGCCAAGAUGGGUACACAUACGACUACGUCGUCUCGCCAAUCCCGAGGCCGCGUCACCCGCCUCCGCCAUCACCCGCCGGUCGUCCGCAGCCCGUUCAUUCGCUCAGCGCGCCUCUGCCCGUGCGCGCAAAUAUGGGUCGCCCCGCACCUCGCCGCUCGGCUUCUGACCCUGAAGAGGCGGAGAGGCGCCGCAUGCUGCAACAGCAGCCUCCGCCGCCGCCCGGGCUGGCGCCUAUGCGCGAGCUGCCAGAGACAUGGGAACGUAUGCCCGCGGCCCCGCCGGCGCGCGAGCGUCGGGAGAGCAACGCACAUGCUCGCGAGCGCAGAGAGAGCAUCACACCCGCACCAGUGCUUAGAGAACGCCAACAGAGCAAUGCGUCUCACAUUCCCGCACGGCAUACCGCCACGCCUGCUCCUGUCAUGCGCGAGCGUCGCCCGAGCUACGCGCCUCAGGUGCCUCCGCAAGGCUGGGACCGUCGUGAUGUGCCGCAACCGCCACCCCAAGUCCCUGCGGCGCCCAUGGUGCGCUCGGGUUCGCGGCGUGAGCGGUCAAACUCCCUGUCCUCUGUCUCCGGCGCACGAUACGAGCGCGACCGCCGUUCCUCGUCACUCUCUCCCACGGAACUUGCACGCGCAUCGGUAGGCUCGCGCAUGUCCGAUUCGUGGCCGCAGCCCAUGCGCUCGAUGCCCGAGGGCGAUGUCGGGUCGGUGAAGGACCUCCCGCUCCUUCGUCGUCCAUCGCGUGUGCGCCGCGACUCGGGCGUGCAAAGCGACACCGAGGCAAUGGACCACGCACCGUCGCGCGCGCAGAUGUCGGCGCAGCUGCAGACCUUGCUCGGGGAUACCGGUAUGGGCAUGGCGCAGACGAGGUUCGAAUUGGCUGGCCCAGUACCUCGUGGUGUGCGCUGGGAUGAACGGCUCAUUUGUCCGUCGCCUGUACCGCUGCGCACGAGGCGGAUCGGGUGGUACAACAAGCGAGGUGACCAACUGUGGACGAACACGGGCGAGUACCGCAGCCCGCCACCAGGCGAGGAAUACCCUCGCGACCUGGCUCUAUACCCGGCGCCCGGUCACGGCUGGGAGAACGAGCACGGCGAACGUAUUGAUAUGCAACACCGGCGGAAGAUAGUGCGCAGCGCUCUUAAGAAAAGGAGCACGCAUGCGCAUGGUGGCUCGUCGUCCGCACGGGAGUUGUAG